AUGGAAAGAAUAUUAGAAAAAAUUUAUACCGAAGUAAUAAAGAAAGACAAUGUAAUAAAUGAAGACGAAAAACAUAGAGCUAGAGAAAAAACUAGAGGAGAAGUAAUAGUAGGAUUAUCAAAGAUAAAAAUAGGUAAGGCAGCUGCAGAUGAUAAAAUUAAACCAGAAAUGGUCUUAUUAGAAAAAGUAAAACAUCGUACACAUAUUGUCAGGGUUUUAGUGGGAGCACCGGAAGGGCAAUCAAGGUAUCAAGAUCCUGGAAUAGUUCAGAGAGGUGGCACCGUGUACAAAUGUCGAUCAGAUUCUGACAGUGUUUGUGAUCAAAUUCCAUUUGACAGAACAAAGACUUUGUAA
Messenger RNA from Diabrotica balteata, 354 nucleotides. Lineage: Eukaryota; Metazoa; Arthropoda; Insecta; Coleoptera; Chrysomelidae. The record is from the annotation of a GenBank genome assembly.